CUCCCCUCCACCAAAAUGAUACUCCGUAUAAUGAUGUAAGAUUUGGUGUAAUUAUUGGAGCAUUUUUUUGACAAAUACACCAUUUUAGUGUGAGAUUUGGUGCUCCUUGAAGUUGCUCUCACACCAUAUUCGAACAGAAGAAAUACAUAGUACUCCUUAAUCCUUAUUGGUGUAUUACCAAACCCCUGAUCUGCUAAAACCCUAAGCACAAAAGUAACCAAUGUUCCCAUAAUUCAGUUCAACCAUGGCCUACGUUAACCUUAUGAGCAAUUGUCUCAUAUUAAGGCCAGCGGCAACCCCAUUGCUGCCCACGGCCAUGGCGUACCCCCCCAGCACCUUUGUUUCCUCUCUUCAGCUCUACCGCCGCUUUCAUUUGAGAAAAUGGCCUAUUAUUUGCCGUCUCACAAGACCUACGCACCGCCCGAACUACUUGGGUAUAUUUUCUUCGACCAGCAGUGGGUCUUCUCCAGCUGCUGUACUUGGACUGCGCAGAAAUAUGUCCGCUUCCUCUUUCUCUCUGCCGUAUUUUCAUCAGCAGAUUUUUGGGUUUGGCCGAUAUGCACACCCACAGUACCCUUCGGACUCAGAGUCUGAUCAGGAAUUGGAGCACGAGUCCAAGCAGCUGACUGAUUCAACUGUUGAUCGUAUAGAAGAGUGGAGGUGGAAGCUAACCAUGCUAUUGCGUAACGAAAAGGAGCAAGAACUGAUUUCAAGAGAGAGAAAGGAUCGUCGUGAUUUUGAACCUCUAUCAGCACUGGCAACAAGAAUGGGCUUACAUAUUCGCCAGUUUGAUAAAGCAGUUGUCUUUAGUAAAGUUCCAUUACCACAAUAUCGACCCGAUCUGGAUGCUAAGCGUCCACAGAGGGAGGUCGUCUUACCACAAGGAUUGCAAGACCGUGUAGAUGUUCUUUUGAAAGCAUACUGUUCUAGAAAGUCUAUCAUUAACAAAAGCUCAGAGUCCAACUACUCUUCAAGAAAUUGCGAUGGCCACCAUUUUUCAAAUAAUGAUAGAUUCGGCGAGAAUGAGAAGCCUCUUUCACGAAAUGUCAUUCCUGAGAGAAUCCUUCGGCAGAGGAGUUUUGAAAUGCACCAUAAGCAACAGAUGUGGAAGGAAUCGUUAGAAGGGCAGAAAAUGCAAGAAUUUCGAAGGAAUUUGCCUGCAUAUAAAGAGAUAAACUCGUUAUUAAAUGCCAUUUCUCAGAAUCAGGUUGUGGUUGUAUCUGGUGAAACUGGAUGUGGUAAAACCACACAACUGCCUCAAUAUAUCCUUGAAUCAGAAAUUGAAGCUUCUCGCGGAGCUACAUGCAGCAUUAUUUGUACCCAACCUCGGAGAAUAUCUGCUAUGGCAGUUGCAGAAAGAGUUGCUGCAGAGAGGGGUGAGAAUUUGGGGGAAUCUGUUGGUUACAAAGUUCGUCUUGAGGGGAUGAAAGGGAGGGAUACUCGUCUUCUAUUUUGCACUACUGGCAUCCUAUUAAGGAGAUUGCUUGUUGAUCGAAAUUUGGAGGGUGUUUCUCAUGUUAUUGUUGAUGAGAUUCAUGAACGUGGAAUGAAUGAAGAUUUCCUCCUAAUUGUGCUCAAAGAUCUUCUUCAACGCCGCCCAGAAUUGAGGUUGAUUUUAAUGAGCGCAACGCUUAAUGCAGAGCUUUUCUCCUCCUAUUUUGGUGGUGCUCCUAUGAUUCACAUUCCUGGGUUUACUUAUCCCGUUCGGAGUUAUUUCCUGGAAAAUAUUUUGGAAAUGACUGGGUAUCGGUUGACUACAUAUAAUCAAAUUGAUAAUUAUGGUCAAGAUAAAUUGUGGAAAAUGCAGAAACAAACUAUUAGGAAGAGGAAAACACAAAUUGCUUCAGCUGUAGAGGAUGCACUUGAAACUGCCAGUUUUACGGAGUAUACUCCUAGGACUCGGGAUUCAUUAUCAUGCUGGAAUCCAGAUUCAAUUGGCUUUGACCUCAUUGAGCAUGUUCUUUGCCAUAUAUGUAGAAGAGAAAGGUCUGGUGCUGUUUUAGUAUUUAUGACUGGUUGGGAUGACAUAAAUGCUCUAAAGGAUCAACUCCAAGCGAAUCCACUAUUGGGAGAUUCAAGUAGAGUUUUGUUGCUUGCAUGUCAUGGUUCAAUGCCCAGCACAGAGCAGAGACUUAUUUUUGAUAAGCCUGAAGAUGGGCUGAGGAAGAUAGUGCUCGCUACCAAUAUGGCCGAAACCAGCAUCACUAUAAAUGAUGUGGUCUUUGUUGUAGACUGUGGAAAGGCAAAAGAGACAUCUUAUGAUGCACUCAAUAACACUCCAUGUUUGCUUCCUUCUUGGAUUUCAAAAGCUUCUGCUCGGCAAAGAAAAGGGAGAGCUGGUCGUGUUCAACCUGGAGAGUGCUUUCAUCUAUAUCCUAGAUGUGUAUACGAAUCCUUUGCAGACUAUCAAUUGCCAGAGCUUUUGAGAACUCCCCUACAGUCUUUAUGCUUGCAAAUUAAAAGUUUACAACUUGGAAGUAUUUCAGAUUUCCUCGCUAAGGCCCUGCAGCCACCAGAAUCAUUAUCUGUUCAGAAUGCCAUCUUGUAUUUAAAAACAAUUGGUGCUUUAGAUGAAGAUGAAAAUCUUACACUUCUUGGACGCAACUUGUCAAUGCUUCCAGUUGAACCAAAACUGGGAAAGAUGCUUAUACUAGGUUCAAUUUUCAACUGUCUGGAUCCUAUUAUGACUGUUGUUGCUGGCCUAAGUUUACGAGAUCCGUUCUUGAUGCCAUUUGACAAGAAAGAUUUUGAGGAACAUGCACCUAAUAGUGGCUGAUAACUUGUUGCAGCUUGCGGAAUCAGCAAAAUCGCAGUUUUCUGCUCGUGACUUCAGUGACCACCUUACUCUUGUGCAUGCCUAUGAAGGUUGGAAAGAUGCUGAGAGGAACCGUUCUGCUCAGGAAUAUUGUUGGAAGAAUUUUCUUUCUCAACAGACUCUAAAAGCUAUCGAUUCCCUUCGCAAGCAGUUUUUCCAUCUGCUCAAAGAGACUGGUUUAGUUGGGGAUGCGGAAAGUUGCAACACAUGGAGUCAUGAUGAAUACCUCGUUCGUGCAGUUGUCUGUGCCGGUCUAUUCCCUGGAAUAUGUUCUGUUGUGAACAAGGAGAAGUCUAUAUCAUUGAAAACAAUGGAGGAUGGAGCUGUUCUAUUGUACUCGAACUCUGUGAAUGCCCUAGAGCCUAGAAUUCCAUACCCUUGGCUCGUGUUCAAUGAAAAAGUGAAAGUUAAUGCAGUCUUCCUUCGUGAUUCUACUGCUGUUUCUGAUUCAAUGGUUAUUUUAUUUGGAGGAAGUAUUUCAAGAGGCAGUGCACAUGGGCACUUAAAAAUGCUGGGAGGAUACCUGGAGUUUUUCAUGAAUCCCACUCUAGCAACCACAUAUGUGAAUUUGAAGAGAGAACUUGAUGGGCUUGUCCAUGAAAAGCUUCUGAAUCCAAAGUUAGACCUAGGCAAUCAUCAUGAGCUCAUGUCCGCUGUAAGAAUGCUGGUUUUGGAGGAUGAAUGUCAAGGUAGAUUUGUAUUUGGCCGUAAGAUAAAAGAAUCUGCCACCAAAUCUAAAUGGGAUGCUGAAGCAGGCAUGCUUUCAAGCAAGUCUGAUGGGGGCGACAACCCCAAGAACCAUCUUCAAACUUUGCUUGUCCGAGCUGGACAUCAAGCUCCCAGUUAUAAGACAACACAACUAAAGAAUAAUAAAUUUCGAGCUGCAGUAAUGUUUAAUGGGUUGGAUUUUGUGGGCCAUCCUUGUGGUAGUAAAAAAGAAGCAGAAAAGGCUGCUGCUGCAGAAGCUGUUCAGUGGCUGACUGGUGAAACUAAAUCCUCUCAGAAAACCGCUGAAGACUUGUCAGCAAUACUAAAGAAAAGCAAAAGGAAACUUAUUGCUUCAAGGGGGUGGUGAUGUGUAUAGAACAAAAAAAUCCAGCAAUUGUUUUCCAGUGCAUGUGGUCCGUGAUGAGUUAAUGAUUAUUGAUUUGAUGAGGGAUAUGGGAAGCCCCACAUUUAACUCACAGUGCCAUUUUGAUACAUGCCAAAUUCAAUAGAAGUGACAAUUACUCCAGGCGGUGCCAUUGAACUUGGAGCAAUGGCCGCACUGGUGAGGUCUCUAUGCUAAAGUGAUUUUCUAGGACUCUAGGAGUGGUUGCUGAACCUGCUUAUACUACCGAUGAAUCAUCAAUUUUUAACUCAACUUUGUUCUGUUGUCAUGGGAUGUAUUUGUGUCAGUAAAAGUAUUCUUUAACUGAUUCUCUCCAACACCAUUAUUACAUGGUUUGAGGGAAUAUUUAUAACCCCGUGCCUGUAAUACUGCACAGGAUAGCUUUCAUUUAAUCAUGAAUAUGUAGCCAAUGUAGGUAGAAGAGUAAGGAUACUCUAUGUUUUAAAAUUUUGUCGGCUUACAAUCCAAUGUAAAUAAGUCACACAUGUAGAAAAUUUGAUUUGCUGAUAAUUUUGUCACAUUUCCCCGAAUAGGUUGUAAUGUAAACUUGAUCAUUCUUUUAGAUACAUUCUGCCUCCUUUUGUUUGUGAUGUUACUGUUCCUGCGAUGACUGGA
This is a messenger RNA of Cuscuta europaea, 4541 nucleotides long. Lineage: Eukaryota; Viridiplantae; Streptophyta; Magnoliopsida; Solanales; Convolvulaceae. The record is from the annotation of a GenBank genome assembly.